AUGCUCUUGACUGGGUUCACAGCUGCGUGGCUCGCUUCGAAUACCCUUGCUGCGAGCAUCGCCCCACGACAGAACAACAACACAGACUACAAGAUUGGAAACAUCACGCUUGACACGCCAUGGACUGAUAAAGUUGGCACAAAUCCCUGGCCUGAGUAUCCGAGACCUCGCUUGCAGCGAACCCUGUGGAAGAACCUCAACGGCGUUUGGCGGUAUCAAAAUGCAAAGGCGGGCGACCUGGAUUCUCCACCAUUCGGGCAGAGACUUGAAGCACCGGUCUUGGUACCAUUCUGCCUCGAGAGUGCACUUUCAGGCGUUACCGGUAAGGGUCCCGAUGGACGCAUAUACAGCUGGUAUCAGACUUCAUUCAAUGUUCCGUCGGAUUGGCCUACCGGAGAUCGAGUCAUCCUCAACUUUGGAGCAGUCGACUAUGAAGCCACGGUCUUUGUCAACGGCAAAAAUGCUACUUGGCAUAGAGGAGGGUACUUUGAGUUCUCUGUCGACAUCACGCCAUAUUUGAGUGCAAAUGGCACAAAUGAGCUGUUUGUCUCGCCCCAUGCUAACAUCGUUCAUGUCUUCGACCCUACAGAUAUGGAUCGUACGCAAAUUCCCAUCGGCAAGCAAACGCUAAAUCGGGGCGGCAUGAUAUGGUACACUCCCUGUAGUGGCAUAUGGCAGACCGUCUGGCUUGAGUCCGCACCAUCUGAACACGUCGCAAAGCUAGAUCUCGCGGCAAAUAUGGACGGCAUGGUUACCAUAUACGAGCCUCACUCCCAGAAUGUCAAGGCCACAGGAUCGGGCAAUGCUGGUACUCCCUUUGUGUUUGCCGUAUCCGAUCCGGAGCUUUGGUCCCCAGAUUCGCCAACACUGUACAACAUGACUAUCAAGUUUGGUAGUGAUACAGUGGAAAGCUACACCGGUUUCCGAACCAUCUCUAGGGGUGUGGUUGCGGGUGUACAACGGCCGCUUCUCAAUGGCAAAUUUGUGUUCCCGUUCGGACCUCUCGACCAGGGCUUCUGGCCAGAUGGUAUAUACACGGCACCCAGUGUAGAAGCCAUGACGUUCGACCUUCAAGUUUUGAAGCGCGUCGGCAUCAACAUGGUGCGGAAGCACAUCAAAGUGGAGCCAGCAUUGUACUACAAGGCAUGCGAUGAGCUGGGUCUGCUCGUUAUCCAAGACAUGCCGUCUAUGCGCCCUGACUUACCUGCUAAGGAAGAGAACAGCUGCGGCGGUAUCCGCCUGGAAGGCCCCGAGCAGCAGGCUGAGUUCAACCGAGAGCUCGGGUUGCUUGUGGAACAGUUGAAGAGCUACCCAAGCAUCUUUGCCUGGACCAUUUACAACGAAGAGUGGGGCCAGGCUACCAGUCCUCCAUGGCCGGAGUACCCUCUGACAGAUAUGGUGAGAAGCCUCGAUCCCACGCGCUUGAUCAAUUCAGUCAGUGGCUGGACGGACCAUGGUGCUGGAGACUUUGAUGACAACCAUCACUACUCGACUCCACAGUGUGGUACGCCUUUCUGGUCGACACAAGGAUCAGGGUAUGACUCAGCAUAUGACGAGAAUCGUAUUGGAUUGCAAGGCGAAUUUGGCGGUAUCGGGCAGUAUCCGCCCAAGGGCUCUUCUUGGUACCCAGAUGAGCCUCGUCAAACUUCCUACGAAUUGACCAACUCAACCAAGUACUGGAACUAUCGCACUCACGACCUUUUGAACCAAUUAAGAGAACAGAUUGACUUGUUCGCAUGCUCCGGAGGAGUAUGGACCCAGACAACCGACGUGGAAGGCGAAGUCAAUGGUUUGAUGACUUAUGAUCGGCGAUUCAUCAGAAUGAAUGAGACGCAGUGGAAAGAAGACGUAACUGCCUUAUACGCGGCAGCUGCGCGCAGAGCUUCCGGCGACGCAAAAGUCUUCGUUGCCAUGUCAGAUCGUAGUCUAGAUGGCAUGCAAGUAGGCAUGCCUUGA
Messenger RNA from Parastagonospora nodorum SN15, 1956 nucleotides. RefSeq lists its product as hypothetical. Gene Ontology annotation, molecular function: hydrolase activity, hydrolyzing O-glycosyl compounds. Gene Ontology annotation, biological process: carbohydrate metabolic process. The coding region runs from base 1 to 1956 and encodes 651 amino acids. The transcript is spliced from 5 exons. NCBI's taxonomy places the organism in Eukaryota, Fungi, Ascomycota, Dothideomycetes, Pleosporales, Phaeosphaeriaceae. The record is from RefSeq and is a predicted model, not a curated record.